This is a messenger RNA of Auanema sp. JU1783, 579 nucleotides long. The record is from the annotation of a GenBank genome assembly. Lineage: Eukaryota; Metazoa; Nematoda; Chromadorea; Rhabditida; Rhabditidae.
AUGUUGAAAUAUGUCCUGUUAUGGGCAUCGAUGCUACCUCUCAUUCAAAACCAACAACAGUUCAUGAUGAAAGAUUGUAAAAACGGGCAUUGUCACAACAAAGGAGAUUGUUUACUUUGUGAAUAUCCAGACAAUUGUAAAAUGGGAGAGAUACUAACAAUCAGAUGCACUUCCUUAUGCGAAUCAGUGGAGUCUGAACAUCGGGAAGCGUAUUGCAGUUAUUGCUGGCAGUUGGAUCCGUCAUUAUAUGAUUGUGAACCUGUAACUAACUGCACCACCACCAGAACAGGCUUGGUUAAAACAACUUGCGAGGUGAAAGAUGGUAUUCAUUGUAAAGGGAAUAGACUGUUUUCAAAGAAAGUUCGGUGUAACUGGUCGUCAGGGUUCAGCUGGACUAAAGCCAUGCUCUACUCCAUAACUCUCGGCGGGUUUGGGGCUGACCGAUUCUACUUAGGACUGUGGAAGUCAGCGAUCGGAAAGUUAUUCUCUUUUGGUGGAUUAGGCAUAUGGACGGUCUUAGACAUUAUACUGAUAGCCACUGGAUACAUUAGACCAGCAGACGGAUCGCUUUACAUGUAA